Messenger RNA from Hibiscus syriacus, 1412 nucleotides. RefSeq names its product spindle pole body component 110-like. Lineage: Eukaryota; Viridiplantae; Streptophyta; Magnoliopsida; Malvales; Malvaceae. The record is from RefSeq and is a predicted model, not a curated record. The transcript has 13 exons. Bases 1 to 1245 code for a protein of 414 amino acids.
AUGGCCAGAGCAGCGGCAACAAUGCUCUGGUUCUGGAUAGUCAUCAUCUUAAUGGAGCUCUUGCCGUUACUACGAAAAGAGAAUGAACUACAUGUACAGAAAGAGGCUACUUUGCAAGAGAGAAUUCAACACUUGCAACAUGAAAAUGAAUCACACCGUCAGAAAGAGGCUACCUUAGAAGAGACAAUCAAGCAGUUAAGAAAUGAAUUUGAUUCCCACCUAAAGAAAGAGGUUUUCUUAGAAGAGACAAUCCAGAAUUUACAACAUAGAAAUGAUUCGCACCUAAGGAAAGAGGCUUCUUUAGAAGAGGCAAUCCAACAAUUACAACAUGAAAGUGGAUCACAGAUGCAGAAAGUGGCUAGUUUAGGGAUGAAUGUCGUAGGACUACAGAAUGAAAAAGAAUCCUGGUUUCAAGAAAAGGCCAGCUUUGAAGAGAAAAUCAGUCACUUGCUGGACGAAAAAGCUGCUCUGGAUCUGAAAUGGGCAAACUUGGAAGAAAAUGUUAGACAGCUGGAGAAAGAGAAUUGGAUUCUGACAGAGAAUUCCACCAAACAAUCGAUUUCUAGCCUUAAUCGUGAUAUUACAAGACUAAAAAUGCAGGUGAUUGAGUUGGAAGAGUCCAAGAGCAAGCUUUCACGAGAAAAUCAGCAGCUUACCGAAAAUAUAUCUAGCAUGCAGUUACAUAUACAAAACCUCAAGAGGAACAUUUUAUCCGUUCCCCCAUUUGAAGGCAAUAACAAGCAAGGUUCUGGCUACGAGGAUCUUAAGUCUCAGAUUGAAGCAGCAAGUGUGCUUGUCGAAAAACUGGUCAUGGAGAAUGCCGAGCUUGUUGAGAAGGUGAAUGAGUUGUAUGUUAAGCUUGAUCAACAAAGCAAGGCAGGAGGACAUUCUAAGGUCAUUGAGAUGCCUAAUUCUGUACCGCAAUUCCUCGAGAAUGGCUCUAUAUUGUAUCCAAAGUUGGAUUCUGCAGAAGCUUCUCCAAUUACGAAUGGCGAAAUCGAACAUGAGAAUGUGGAUGAGCAACCUACUGCUCCUCUUCCACGCAAUGUAGAAUCUGAGGACUCAGGAGAAAUCGUGCAAAUUCCUCUCGAUGAUACUGAUGUAAGGAAUUUGGAAUCCCGGGGCAGUGUUGGUGAAGAAAACGCUGUGCCACUCACCGAUGCUCCUCUGAUUGGUGCUCCAUUCCGGUUAGUAUCAUUUGUUGCUAGGUAUGUUAGUGGUGCUGACCUGGUUAACAACACCUGAAGCUCGGGCUCGUAGAGAAGAUGCAUUUUUUUCAUACGCUAUCUGUUAUUCAUUUUGUUUCGAAUCAUACACGGUACACUUUUGAACUAGAGAUAAAAGAUGGCCAAAUUGGCCGCAAUGUUGUUGUUCCGAUAACUGGUACAGAUGAAUGUUAUCUGUGGAGAGGG